Messenger RNA from Gallus gallus (chicken), 16145 nucleotides. RefSeq names its product inner mitochondrial membrane peptidase subunit 2 (gene IMMP2L). Gene Ontology annotation, cellular component: membrane; mitochondrial inner membrane peptidase complex. Gene Ontology annotation, biological process: mitochondrial respiratory chain complex assembly. The record is from RefSeq and is a predicted model, not a curated record. The transcript is spliced from 4 exons. Gene Ontology annotation, molecular function: serine-type endopeptidase activity. NCBI's taxonomy places the organism in Eukaryota, Metazoa, Chordata, Aves, Galliformes, Phasianidae. Bases 367 to 666 code for a protein of 99 amino acids.
GGGCGGCUGCGGGAGGGGGAGGUGGAGGCAUGGUGGCUCUGUUAGUUACUGGAGGUUACUCCGCUGUCUUUUCCUUCUUGAUAUUACAAAGUGGGAUGAGACUGGUUAAACAGAAGUGGCAAAGCUAAUGCUGUGAACUGUUGCUCACUGUGUACUCUGGUUUUCAGUGCUGAUGAGUGGGAGCAGGAAGCUGUGGCUGUGCUGUGAGGUACACACGUGAGCAGCAUUUGCUUGUGCUGCGGGUAACAUGGAGGCUUGGCAAUGACUUGUUGCUAGCUGUCCACCUCACUGUGCACCUGAUAAUAGCAGUUCUCUCUUGAUUGAGUGGCUUUCCCGUUACCAUACGUCCUGAACGUUCUGAGGGUUAUGGCACAGGCUCAAGGUUUUGGGCGAAGAUACCUCAAAGCCUUCUUUAAAGGUUUCUUUGUUGCUGUUCCUGUAACUGUGACCUUCCUAGAUAGAGUUGCCUGUGUAGCAAGAGUGGAAGGAGCAUCAAUGCAGCCUUCCUUGAAUCCUGGGGGAAGACAAGCAUCUGAUGUAGUGCUCCUAAACCACUGGAGCAUUCGAAAUUAUGACGUGCAACGUGGGGACAUCGUGUCAUUGGUGUCCCUAUACCAAGUCAUCUAUCUUCUGGCAGGAAGGACACUGCAAAAGAGGUUGUGCUGACAUAGAAGCUAAAUAAUCACUUUACUUGCUGGGCCUCGGUGACCUCUGAAAAUCUUUUCCUAUUCUAUCCCUUCAGUUAGAAGAAAAAAACCUCUUGUCUUUUCCUGAUAAAAAUCAAAUAUGUAGUUCUAUUGUUAUUAUCUGUGUUACAAUCUAUUCUUAGACUGCGUAUCAUACUAAAUAUAUGAAUGUGUUAAUACUGUUGAUGAAAGGAAGACUUGUUCUAUCUUGUAUUUAUAACGUAAAAUCAAUUUUAAAAUUAAUAUUUGUAGAUAACAUGCUGUGCUUAGGAUGGGUUUAGGUAGGCAGUUAUUGUGGUACUGUGGAAACUGAGCCGUUGUGGAGAAAAUAAGUUAUUGUAGUUACAUCUGUGGUUAUUUAAUUUAAAGUCUAUUUAUAUAAGUAAUAGGUUUACAAGACCUGGUUGUAAGAGUCAUGGCUGUAGGGAGUUUGGGUGCAUUCUUUGUACCAAAUGGCAAUAGAUAUGGAUGGAAUGACUUAGACAUUUCUUACGGGCCAUUUUACAACUAUAGUAAUUAGAAAGAAAGAUCUCUUUUCUAAAAAGUUAAUGAUUUGGAAGUCAAUUAGGUGAUCUGAUUUGUGAAAUAAGUGUUAGUUGCUAGGGAAGAAUUGAGUAUUAUAAGUGGUGCCAGUGAGAACUUCAUAUUCUGGUUGACUUCAGUUUUGUUAGCUCAAUGGUAGUACCUUGCUGUUGAAUGAAGAAAAAUACCAUUGCUUGUUGAAUAUUGAUUAGUGUAUCCAUUAGAAUCCUACAUUGCAGGUUUACUAAAACCACUGCAUUGGGUACUGAGUUAAUCUGAUUGGACUAAAGCAAGUAUUUCACAGAAUCAUAGAAUCAUAGAAUCAUAGAAUCAUAGAAUGGCCUGGGUUGAAAACGACCACAGUGAUCAUCGAGUUUCAACCCUCCUGCUAUGUGCAGGGUUGCCAGCCACUAGACCAGGCUGCCCAGAGCCACAUCCAGCCUGGCCUUGAAUGCCUCCAGGGAUGGGGCAUCCGCAACCUCCUUGGGCAACCUGUUCCAGUGUGUCACCACCCUCUGUGUGAAAAACUUCUUCCUGAUAUUCAACCUAAGCCUGCCCUGUCCCAGUUUAAAACCAUUCCCCCUUGUCCUAUCACUAUUCACCCUCAUGAACAGGCGUUUCCCCUCCUGUUUAUAAGCUCCCUUCAUGUUCUGGAAGACCGCAAUGAGGUCUCCUCACAGUCUUCUCCAAGCUAAACAAGUCCAGUUCCCUCAACCUGUCCUUGUAGGAUAGGUGCUCCAGCCCUCUGAUCAUCUUAGUGGCCCUCCUCGGGACCUGCUCUAAGAGCUCCACGUCCUUUCUGUAUUGGAGGCCCCAGGCCUGGACACAGUACUCCAGAUGGGGUCUCACAAGAGCUGGGGGGGUGGGGGGAACAAUCACCACCCUCUCCCUGCUGGCCACCUCUUUUUUAAUGCAGCCCAGAACACAGUUGGCCUUCUGGGCUGCAAGCGCACACUGCCGGCUCAUGUCCAGCUUCUCAUCCAGCUUCUCGUCCACCAGGACCCCCUUCUUCAGGAUCCCCAGGAAGUCCUUCUUCACAGGGCUGCUCUCAAGGAGAUCUUCCCCCAGUUUGUAUAAGUACCUGGGAUUGCCCUGAUCCAAGUGCAACACCCUGCACCCUGCACUCGAUCUUAUUGAACCUCAUUAGGUUUUCAUGGGCCCACUUCUCCAGCCUGUCCAGGUCCCUCUCAAUGGUUUCCCUUCCUUCCAGUGUAUCAAUUGCACAUAAUCUUAUUCAUGCAGAAAACAGUAUGUGGCAAAAUGCUAAUGAGAAAAGAAUAAGUUGUCAUUCUAUUCUGGCAGCACAUGUCAAAUACUAUUAUCAAGUCUACAUCAAGUAUUUGACAAGAUACAAGUGGGGCUAGAUCCUUACCAUACGAUCAGUAAUAUCUCCUCUAAAAGCAAGUGUUGAGGUUUAAUAACCAGUGACCACUACCUGGAUCAGCUUUUUAAUUUUAGUUAACACACCUUGAAUAAAUUUAUGAACAAGUGUGGUUGUCAGAAAUUCUGCUUAAAAUGUUAAUUCCUAUCAGUUAGAAAAUAGUUUAAUCUUAAUGCCUGUUAGUGAGAUUGUUUCGUCAGUUCUUUAUUCACUGGAAUGGGCUGUCCAGGGAAGUGGUUAUGGCUUCAGGCCUGCUGGAGUUCUACAAGCAUUUGGACAGCACUGCGAUGCUCUCAUGCACAGGUUUGAAUUUUCGGUGCUCACCUGUGGAGCCACGCAUUGGACUUGAUUAUCCUUGUAGGUCCCUUCUAGCUUGGGGUCUACGAUUCAUUAUAUUGCUGUGAUAAGGCCUGAGCUGGAAAAAUGUAAAUCACUUUUUUUGUGCUUUUUGCAGGUUUAUUAUUAUUAUUAUUAUUAUUAUUAUUAUUAUUUUCUGCUUAUGGUCUUUGCUUUUCAUUUCAACUGCAGCCCUGAGGAACUUGACCAAAAAAAAAAAAUAAAAAUAAAAAUUAGAACCAGAUUUACAGACUGUGAUGUUUGCUUGAACUUACUGCUGAGACAAGUAACGUAAACUUUCACUAAGGUAUAUUCUUGUGAAAUGGAGGGAAAUGACCUCAGUAGCAUGAGCAUUAAAGAUGUUAUGCAAGGGAUCACCAACAAGUCUUCACUCCUUACUUCAAGUAUUUUGCUUCUUGGCUCAUAUCUAUUCACACCAGAAUUAUUGAGAUCUGCAGUUACAUAAUCCUCAACCAGAGUGGGAUGUGAGCAGUAAAAACAAGGUACGCUUGAAGUUUCAUCGACACACACACACACACACAUAUAUAUAUAUAUAAAAUUCUUUGGAAAGCAAGAAAGGUGGGAGGAAAACUGUUUCUGUUGUGAUCUUUAAAUUGCAUGAUGAUCAUAUAAAGUGUUAGCAGCUAAUUAAUAGAUAAGGAGGACAUAUGUUCUGCUGAAGGAGGACUGUUAAUUGUAAUUUGCAAACUCAAACUCAAGUUCAUUUAUUUAUUCAUUCAUUUGAUUGAUUCAUUUGUUUUUACUUUGCUUUUUAGCAUUCAGGCAUAUGAGGAUGUGAAAAGGGAAUAAAAACAACUACUCACCAUUCUAACAAAUGAAGUCACUUUUACCUGCCUGUAUUGAAUGGAAAAGGAAACAGUAUAGAAUAGAUUUCCAACUGUUCUUGGGCAUGAACAGUCAAUGGUAUUUUGGAGAUAUUGGGAUUAAGUGGACAGCUGCUUGAAAUAUUACUGAAAUUACAGCCAUUAUUUUAUUGGUUGGAAAACUCUCUGAUCCUCUGACUGUCUGACUUACAGUGCGAUGGCUGACUGCCCCGCUAAGGUCAUGUUGAGCUAAAGAAGCUUGAAAGCUGCCAUGGCUUACAAAAAUGUCACUUUUACCUUUUGAAAUAUUUAUAAUUUAGAAGCUAGGAACUUGCUAUAGUUUCAGCAGAAUCUGAUGAUAUGCCUUUUGUGUUGUGUGUACAGAAAGGAAACAGUAUAUUUUUCCUAAGCUUUUUAAAAUUUUCUUUAACCUAAAGAAAAUUUGACAACUUUGAGAGGGAAAUAUUUUAUGUAUUUUUUUUCUCAGUGCAUUUCCAACAGCUGAGAAAUAAUGUCUGGUUACUUAUGACUGACAGUGCUUGUGGGUAACUAUAGCUGGAAAGGUUGUACAAGUCAUUGAAAUAUUCUAUAUGCUCUCAUUCAUUGCUGAAAGUACUAGGAAAUACGAUUAUUUCAGCAACUAGCUGAGCAUUCCAGUGCUCAAUCUGUAUAGGUUGUUCAUUUAGGGACCUCCUUAAGUAAAUUCAGACUGAAUACUAAUGGUUAGGAUAAAAUGUCUGGUAAAAAAAAAAGUCAUAGAUAUCUGUAUCAUUAUCCUCGCGCAAAAUAAUAAGUGUAUUGUUGAUUAUGAUAUGUAUUGAUGGACCAUAUUUUCAGAUGUUUUCUCGGUAUGCUGAGUUGAUAGCUUAAAAAUUCAGAGGUCUAUUAAACUGUAAAUAAACGAGCAGUUUACUGGAAGUAGUUUCCUUUUCUUGAAAGUCAAGAACUUGUGGGGAAGUAAUCUGUGGUUGCUAAAGGAGAUAUGUAUCAAAGUACUUAAACUUAGGUUCCACUGAACUAUGAAAUGCUGAGUGCUGAAUUGAUGAAACACUAGAUUCAGUUUAAGAGAACUUUCUGGUUGGAUUAAGAUCUUAACUUUCAUAUUGCUUCACUUGAAUCUGGAAUGAUUCAAAUGUAAUACAUAUUUUAGGUCAUACUGAUACUGCAGUAUCAACUUCUAUUAUAAAUAAGUUCUAUUCUCAGGGAGAAAUGGAAAAAUCAUUUUGUAGAACAACUCUGAAAGUCUGCUUUUCCUUCCUUUUCUGUAUGAAACCAUCGUUUUUCAAAGAUACCCAAUUCUUUAGCAUAGGGCCUUGCAUACUCCAUUGCUAAGUUGUUACCUGUGGUAGGAGAAAAGUUUUAACAAAGUCAUGUAUAUAUAGGAUAUUAAUGUGAUUUAGCAAUGUUUGAAAGAUAGAGUGCAGUAAUUUUUCUUAAACAAGUAAGCUUCUUGUCAUGGUUUUGUGAUUUUUGGUUAUCAGUAUUCCAGACUGUUCAAGUACUGUUAUCAUUCCUGCUCAGGGGAACAGAUAUAAGGCCUGUAGGUCACCUGACCUGAGUUUCUUUCUUGUCUUGUUGUGCUCGCUUUUGGAUCGUCUCACUGCUGCUCCCGACUCUACGCAAGGGUUCAGUAUUAGUUUAAGGCCUUUAGCUCUCGGACAAUCCUUCUCUCAGUUAUAUUUGAUUUUAUUAACAAUUAUAUUGAAUUAUAUUGUAUUAUAGUGUGUUAUCAUGCAUUCCAAUACUAUAUUCAGUAAAUUAGUUUGGUUCUCCUCAGAUCGUUGCUGUUGUUUUUUUUGUUCUUUCUUGUGGGGGAUCCCGUUUCCCUUUUCUGGAGGCAUGGAUUUUGCAAAAAAAAAAUCCUUCCGCCCCACUAGUCACAGAACUGGGCCGGACCAGCCCGUAAACCAUCGACACUUCUUCUUCUCCUUUUUUUUUUCCUUGAGAAAAUAGAGGGACUGAAGUCCUGUAUAUAGGCUAUUAAACAAGUGUAUUUGUUUCUAUUAGUUUUUGAGUGUACAAAUAUUCUAAAUGCAUUUCAGCCUUUCAUGCUGCUAUGCAGCUUUUCUGUUGUGUACAAUCGGGAAAGUACUGUACUGAUACUUAUUACACAAGAUAUUUCAUAAUAUUUGUUCUUGGACAAAUUAUAGUUUAAAUACUGCCACAGCUGACUUCAUAUCUUUUACUAAUAUCUUCCCCUAAGCCACUUUAUUCAGUUGUGUUAUGAGCAACCAUAAAUAUUAACUGCAGAAUGCUACUUCUAGGAAUCUGUACAUAUGCUGACACAGUAGAUUCUGCUUACACAUCAAAAAUAUUUAUUUCCAGUGUAAUUGGUGAAGCUGGAAGAAAAACCAUAGGUCUUAACCUGUGCUGAGUAUAUUGUGGACAUGAAUAUUUUUACAUGUAAUAAGCUGAGUCUUGGCCUUGUUUUCUGUUUUUUCAGCCUGUUAGCAAAGGCAAAAACAAGGGAAUGCCAAAUUAUCAGGUUUAAGAUGAUAAUUAACCUUAUCAUCACUGUAUUUUCUAGGGAAAUUAUGUUAGGCUGCAUUCAUGAAUGCAACAUUAGUCUUUUAUGUGCAAUCAGCUGCUCCUGGAAAGCUGAACAAAAUUUCACUUUAAAUACAUACAUAUGUAUUUGUUCUGUAGAGAAUGGACCUUAUUGGAGUUGUCAGCUGUGUAUCUAUUAGUUGCAGUGAAAUGGAGUCAACCUCUUCUCAAAACUGCACAGGAAAGGGAUGAGAGGUAGUGAUCACAGUUUUCGUAAGGAAAAUUCUGACAAGAUCUAAGACCAUAAAAAGCACAGUCAUAACAAGUAAGUCAUUAGCCAGAAAGACUUUGAAAUCUUCAUCAUUGAAGAUAAUAAAAACUUGACCAGCCAAAACCUGAGCAUUCUAAGCUACCUUUGAAGUUGAGUCUGUUUGGGCCAGAUGGUUGUAGUGGAUUUAUCCCAGAGGGUGCUUUGAACCUGAAUUAUUCUGCUUCUCUGCCUCAAGUGGAAUUUCAGAAAUUGAACUUUCAAGAUAUGAGACAAUUCCUAUAGUCUUCAAAAGUUACAAGUCAAUGUUAGCUAUUAGCUACCAGAUUAUUCUUUAUGGUCAUUUUUAUUUAUUUCAUAAUAGAGAAUUGUGACAUCUAAAAACCCUGUUUUCUAGAUGUGGCAGUGAUAUUAGUCAGACAGUACAAUCUAAAAGACCCAGGCUUGACUUAGAAGCCUUUUGUGUCAAUAGCUGAAUGUACAGGGAAUGUUAAGAUUGCAUACAGGUUUUGUGACUAGGCUGUAAAUCCUACAAAGCAGAAACAGUGAGCAGAUGCAGGCAGAUGCUUGUAAUAAAACAAUCAGUGUGGUGGGUAGCAGUCUGCACAGAAGACAGUUGAACACUGGGUCAUGUUUAAUGUUCUAUAGUAAAAGAAACUCCUCUGCAAAUGUGUUUGGAGAGCAGUUCCCAAGUGAGAAGAGGAGCCUGGAAAAGUACACAAGUAAUUGUUUGCUCACUUGGUAAAUUUUCAGUUAAGUCUGACUGGAUUCAUUCAUAAGACAGGGUCAACAUUUUGACUGUGAAUAGGGGAGAAAUAUGUCAGGAUUAAAAGAUAAAAGCCGCCUAAAAAGAAGACAACCAGUUUAAUAUGAUAGAAAAAUGAAAGCAGUUCAGUUGCAAAGAGAGGGGUUACCUGAAAAAUUUAGCAUCAUGGCUGUAAUUUGAUGACUCAAAGCAGGGAAAAUCUGCAAGAAUAUUUUCAUUUCUCUCAUAAAUAGAACUUAAAUGGAUUUGAACUUGACUUGCCUCCUCUGCCAAUAUAUAGCAGAAUAGAUAGUCUGCUACUCUUUAGUCAUUCAGCUUAUAUUCUCCCUAGUACUGUAGCUAUCUUCUUUUAUGGCUUUUAUGAAAUGUAAGAAUGCACUCUAUGAGAACUCCUUUUUUUUCCCUUAUCCAUAAUAUAGAUUAAGUGGGGAAAAACAUUGACUGAAGUAUAGCAAUUUGUGUACAGUUUGCAGCUUGGCAAUAUGAAGAAGUGAAUUUUUAUGUUAUUCAGAGUUUCUUUAUCUUAUCCGACAAAACAGUUGCUCAGGUAUCACCUCUGUAAGGUAGAUGGUAACAUUUUAUUUAAGUUACUGAAAUGGCUCCAGUAGGACUUGAGUGCUUAUAAAUUCAUGUAAGUAUUCUUUGAAAACUUUUUCUUUGUAACUUCUUUAGAAGAAACUUUGAUUAUUAAGCAUAAUUUUAAAGAAUGUAUUUGGAAGCUGGAGACACUAGACUGUUUAAGUUACUGGAUGUAAAUAAACCAUUAGCCUAUAUAGAAAGCUUAAUUGCUUUAAUUCUAAAGCAGGAUGUAGUUCAGAAGACCAUGUUCCAUGCAUAAAAUACACAUAAUUGACUAUUGAAUCUCUAUUUUCUUUGGCUUAAUAAAUGAGAAGUUUAUGUAUAAUGAAAAAAGAAUCAGUUUCUCAACAGAAUUGUUCCUCGUGAUUGAAAAUUUCCACAAUACUUGAAAAUGUUUUUGUUUUACUUUGACACUGAGGCAAAGUUGAGAUUUAAAAAAAUAUCUGGUUAAAUAUAACCUGCAGCCUGUUAACUAUAUAGGAUAAAUUUAAGAUAUAAAUAGUUUUUUUGAUGUUUUUUUUUUUUUUUUUGCCCGCUUAAGUGAAUUAGAAAAAGAAAAUUGUUGAGGGCACAGAUGACAAACUGCUUUUAAGAACUGAGGAAUGUGUUCAAACCCAUAAAAUAAUAAUUUAAAAAUAGAGUUGAUUUGAGUUUUAUCUUCCAACUUAAUUUAGUUUAUGGUCCAAUUUUGCAAAGUGUGCAUUGAAUUUAGCCAAAAGUGUACUUUCUGCCAUUUGCUUCUGCCUUUCUUGAUUCAAACAGAAUCUUACUAUUACAGAACUAGGUCAGUAUAGUCAUGCACUUUUGCAUGUUUUAUAGCACAAGACAUAGUGAUUCUUUUGAGUUUUAUCAUAGAACGGUUUGGGUUGGAAGGAACCUUAAAGAUCAUCUGGUUCCAAACCUCCUUCCACUAGAUCAGGCCGUCCAAAGCCCCAUCCACACUGACCUGGAAUACCUCCAGGGAUGGGGCAUCAUCUCCAGCUUUUCUGGGCAGUCUGUUCCAGUGUUUCAUCAACCUGUGAGUAAAGAAUAUCUAUAGCAUAUAUUAUUAAUAUAUAGUAGUAAUAUAUAACUACAUAUAUAAACCUGCCCUUUUUUAGUUUAAAAUGAUUACUGCUUGUCUUACCACUAUGGUCCUUGAUAAAGAGUCCCUCCCCAUUAUUCCUGUAGGCCCCAUUUAAAUACUGUUAAGGCCCCUGUAUGGUUUCCCAGAACCUUCUCUUCUCCAUGCUGAAGAAUUCCAGCUCCCUCAGCCUUUCUUUGUAGGAGAUGCGCUCAGCCCCCUCUCCCUAUAUCCUUCUUGUGCCAAGGGCCCCAAAGCUGAAUGCAGUACUUCAGGUGGGAUCUCAUGAGAGUGGAGUAAAGGGGGAGAAUCACCUCCCUCACCCUGUUAGUCAUGUUUCUAUUGCUGCAGAUAUUGUUAGCUUCCUGGACUGAAGCUCACACUACUGGCUUGUGUCAAGCUUUUCAUCCACCUGUAAACUCAAGCUCUUCUCCACUCUGAAGACUCUAUCCGCUUGUUGCCAAGCCUGUAUUUGUGUCUGGGCUUCCCACAGCACACGUGCAGGAAUUUCUGCUUGGCCUUUUUGUACUUCCAUGUUUUUUUGCUUGGCCCAUCUCAGAUCUGUCCAGAUCCCUCUGGAUGCUUUCCCUUCCCUACAGCAUGGUUACUGCACCCCACAGCUUGGUAUAACAAAGUCACAGAAUCACCAAGGUUGGGAAAGGCCUCCAAGAUGACUUCGUCAAACCAUCCACCUACUACCAAUAUUUCCCCUCUUUUCCCUUCAUAUGGAUUAAGACAAGAGGUAGAAGUAAAAGCUUAAGAAUGUAGUUAAAUUCAAAAUACAUGACUGUAUGGCAAACAGGUAUUGGACCAGAGAGAUUAUCGUCUUACAAAGGAGUAAUGAAAUAAAGAGCUUACCCAUGUCCUGGGCUCACAGAAGGGCUCCAAGAGGAGUGAUCUCCAGAUAGAGAUCCUUCCUCCUUGGGAAUCAGCCCUUAAAUGGGGUCCAGGAGGGGUGGAGUCAGGCUUCUGGUCACUCAGGUGAAAUUGUGUUCACCUGUGCCCCUGCAGCUGACUCAGUGCUCCCUCAGGUGGUCAAUCAGAGGUUCAGGCUGUGAUUCAGCAGUUCCCAUACAAUGAUAUAAUGCAGUUUACGGUUUCAAUAAUGAACAGUGUAUAUCCUAAGGAAAUAAAAGAGAUAUCUGUUGGGCAAAUUUCUUACGUUACAUAUUGUUUUAUAUAUUUGCUUUAAGGGACAAAUUAGUGGCAUUCUUAGAGCAAUAACUUUGAUGUUUCAAGAACUAGGGCAACUAUAAUGAGAGUAGCGUGGUCUUGCCAUAUGAAGGGAAGUAUACUGUCAAGCAAGCAAAAGAUAAUAGCAUCUUCUACACCCAGAAGGCCUGCUAUGGUGUUUGUGUCUGCGUAAGAUCCCCUCUGCCCUCAGAACAAUCUAUUUUUAAACUGAUACUGAGUUUGACCUUAGUAAAGAGGUACUGUUGAAAUAUUGAAAUGCAUCAUCAUGCACAGUGUGUUCCUCAGUCCUAUAGGAUACUCUUUUUCUACAGCAGAUGUAUAUUACAUAGUUUGCUGUUUCCCCGAGUUCAAAGACUUACCUGUUUAAUAUUAAAAGGGAAUCCUUAAUUACAAAUUAUAUUCUGUAUCCUUAAUCAAAUAAUAGUUUAGGUGAAUUAAUGAGGCAGGCUCUUGCUUUCAUUGUUCUAAACAGCUGAAGGUGAGAUGGUUUCAGCUUUCUAUAGUACAAGAGUAGUAUCCAUUGAGUGUGAGUUGCUGUCUUCAUUGUAAGUACUUUUUAUUUUUAUUUUUUACUGUAAGCUGUGAUUUCUCGUUAAGAUUUGUGAAGAACAUAGAUGGUUCUUGGUCAAUAUGGCCACCACUUCAAAAGAACAGCAUGCAUACCUUGAAGAGGGACAUGUUGAUGGCGUAUGUUUAUUUUAACAUAUUUAAAAUACCUUGGUAAGCCAGAAAUUUGCAGGAACAAUAAACUUUCAUGGGUCUGUUGGGACCUUGUGAGAUAUUUAUGUUUUCCUCUGAUAACUGUACUGUAAUAUUGAGCAUUAGUUAGUUUUUUUAAAUAAGUCUUAGCAUUUGUGCCCCUUACUGCAGGAAACGCGCUUACUUAUUUUCAGAGAGUAUUUCUUGUGCAUCCAAAGGACUGCGGUACUGUAUCUUAACCAAGAAGGAGAGCAUCUCAUUCAGAUUGGUUUAAAAAUGACAGUGAUGAGAAGUUAUGAUGUUAGGAGGAGUCUUUAUUGGGAGAAAUCCAUGAAAAUAUGUUAAGUUAAACAUGAUUAGGAACAUGAAGGACCUCUGAAUGUUUAAGCACAUUUAGCAGUGAAAAUGCAUAUCUUAAUCUCUUAAACUGUCUAGAUACUAUUUAAUUUUGAUAAUCAAAACAGCUGACCACUUUCGUACAGAAUGCUUACUCCUCUUUAUUUCCCAUUUCAUGCCUCCUUUUUGAGGCAUUGUCUCAGGUGCCAUCUUUGUGAGAAUUCUGAUGAGCUGGCCUUCUAAUUUUUAUCCUCUGCUCAGCUCUCAUUUUCUAAUCCCAUUGCAGAGACUGCAGCACGCAUGCAGGAGAUUUGUGCAUGCAUGAAGUGAGUUGAGGUUUAUGUAAGCAUUAGACAAUGUGAAGAUUGGUGCUGUGUUGUCUUAAUACUGGAGGACUGUGGUCUGCUCUCAUUUUAGUAGCUGUUGUGGCCUACUUUUCUGAAGCCUGCCCUUGUUUCAGCUAAUUCCAAAUACAGUUUCCUUCCCCCACCCCCCUCCCCCUUUAUAAUACUUUAAAGAUUUUUUUGUGUGUUUGUUUUUAUGUAUUUUUAAUCAGCUUUUACCUGUGUUUAUUGAUCAGAUAUAACCUAGUAUCUCUCUCCAUACCGUUUUGAAUGAACUGAUGUAUUUGAAAGCGCUUAGAUGUUGUGAAGGUGGUUGUAUUUGGGAUUUCUGUGAUGUUAUAACUAUAUGCAAGGCAACUCAGCAGAGUUUUUCAGUUCAUAGGAUUUGCUAAUGCAGCAGCAGUUAACUGCCAAGGGAAAUUUAAAUUUGAAGGGACUCUUCAUGUCCUGAUUUGUAAAAGCCCUCCUGGGCUAUUGUUCUAGAAAUUUCUGCUAACGCCUAUAUUAGCAGUACUCUGUGGCUUCUCUGGGUUCCCACUCUGAUGUAUAGUUUGCUAAAUCUCAGGAUGUAUUAUAUUGCACCAACAAGUAUAUUCGGUAGAUGUUACUGACAGGGCCAGGAAAUGUUCAGCCCCUGGUGUUCAGACAAAAUGUACAGAACAUUUAGUCUUAUUAGCACAAAGCAUUACUUCAGGCUAUAAAUAAUCAAUUUGGUAUCUAAUCUACCAGUUAUACUCUUGCUUUAUAUGUUAAUACUAAUGUCACUGAUAUUGGAAGGGACUUUGUAGAGAUACUACCAUUUUUCUCUUUGUCUCAUACUUGCAGUUGAUAAAGGAACAAAUAAAACAGGUCAAUACUGUUUUUGUCAUGAAAUUUAUCUACAUGAUGAUAAAAGCUGUAUUAAAAGCUGUACAAUUUUUAAAGUUGCCUGAUUAGAAAUAUAUAUUUUCUAAACAAGAACCUUGUACACAACAACAGUUUUAUGAUUCCUAUGUUGUAUACUUCUGAUAUGUCUCCCACAUACUUUCUGAGAAUAUGAUGAUUUUGUAAAUUGCUGUGGAAGUUUAAUCCUAAUGCCAAAGAUGAACAAAUGUGGAGUAGUAUGAAUGGCUGAUACUCAGUGACCUUUAACUUUGGAAGUAAUUCAGCCAUGCUAGGAAUUUGUGAACUGUAAAAGCAAAAUUAUUCACGCGCAUAAAUUAAUGAUGUUUUCUUAAUAAAUGAAUAAAUAUAUAUAUACAUAGACCAUAUACUUUCUGGCACAUAAGAGGCUUGCAUACUAAUGAAAUAUUGCUUGUUAUGUACUUGUAGUAGCUUUAGUCUAAUUUCAGAUUGUACAGUCCAUUUGGGAAACAUUCAUUAUGGACACACAAAGAUCAUAUUUUAGAACAAUGACCAUUCAGUGGUAGGUUAACUGCAACACAUCACUUGUCUUCUGCAAAAGUUUGUGUAUGUUAUGUAUGAAAGUCAGUCAUUUUCCCCUUUCCCCGCAUGACUUGGAGUAGAAGUGAUAUUUGGCGCUGCUGAGAAUUCAGAUUGUGAAAGGAUUUGGAGUCCCUGUUGUCAUAAUUCCUUAGAGCACGUGAGGUUCAUGGUGCUGGGGAGAAGAGAGACUGUAAUCCUCUUCUUGCUCUUCCAAUUUACUGCCUAGAAGAUUACUCUCAACUUUUUUAUCCUUAGGGUCCAAAUCUACUAUAUAUUUUAAAGCAGUUCAGAAAAUCAGAAGACUUAUAGGAAAAGGGGAAAUGUUAAAUUGAUUUGUUUUACAAUUUAUGAAGAAAAAUCAAAACAUAAAAUGGUAUUUACACCCACUAAAUCUGUUAGUUUAUAGAUAUAUUUGUCUAUAUUGUUUAUAAAAUGUUUAGACACUAGACAUACUGUUUAAUUUGAAAACAAUAUCUCUGUUUUUGUAUUGCAUUGAAGAUGCAUGUAGCACCUAAAGGUCCUCCACAUGGAAUGACAAACUUCUAGUAAGAUACAGGAAUUAUUCACUUUCUUAGUAAUGGGCAAGAAAUAUACGUGAAGGAUUUUUCAACUUAGGUCCCAUUUAAAAGAAAAUUAAUUCCGACAGGUAUUUACAGACAAAUGAGGUAUCUCUCUAAAGUUAUUUUCUGACCAUCUUUGUAUUCAGGGGGAUACUAAUAAGCUGAAGGGGAUUUAUCGAUUCAUAGAAUCAUUUAGUUUGGAAAAGACCUCUGUGAUCUUCAAGUCCAAACAUCAACCUAGGAAUACAAAGUCAACUACUAAACCAUGUCCCUAAGCAACUCAUGUACAUAUAUUUAAAGUACCUCCAGGGAUGGUGACUCUGACUCAACUACUUCUCUGGGCAAUGUGAUUAUCAGAUUAUAUAGAAGAGUGCUAUUGAAGCAUAUAUUUAGGUUUCUCUGUAGUUCAUUGUAUAAUCAAAUUGCAUCUAUAUCUAAGGUCCCAACCUAGCCACACACAGUGUGCUACUGGACAGUUUUCAACCCCCACUCCACGUAGGUGGGUAAAUCUUGGCAUACCAAUCACACCACUUUCAACCUGUCCUAAUAAAAAAAAUACAGAAGCACGAGAUGUUAAACAAGAAGAAUGAGAACAGGCCAGUGAUGGAGAAUGAAAUUACAUCAUUUAUUCCUUGUGAGAUUCUCCUGUUUUUGUUGAUCACAGCUGAAUUUUGGUGGAGAAUUUCUACUGAAUAUAGGUACUAGAGAAGGAAGUGAGACAUCUUCAUUGUAUAUGUGUAUAUAUAUAUAUAUAUUUGUUACACUUUAUUUUCUCUAUGCAGACUUCCUUAAAUAAACAGGUUACAUUGAUACUUCUGUACUUGCAGCAGACUAGUUCAUCUGUUAGUUUGGCUCACAAGCAAAUUCCUCUUCUAUUCAUAGCAUACUUUGACUUUUUUUUCUAACUUUUCAUUUAAAAAAAUCUAAUGAAGCCUUAAGGAUGAAACCUCUAGACUAUUAUUUUAUUCUUAUUUAUAUUUUGUCAUGCCUAAGGAUACUGCUUUUGGACAGGAGCCUCGUUACUCAAAAAACUCCACAUAGAUUUAUUUGUUGCCUCAAGGGCAGGAGUUCUGCAUUCAAUCAUCUCUAUUGUUUUAAUAGUUAGAUAUCGUAAAUCAAGCCUACUCACUAGAAUUUCUCUGUAGUCAAUAGAGAAAAAUAAGCAUUUCCAAAAAUGAGUUUUUAUUAAUAAUCUUUAGAAGUUUUGUUUUGAAGAAUGGGCCAAAUAAAUGUCAUGGUUUUUAAUUUAGAACAAAAGCAUAGUUCUAUCUGGAUUUUCCUCUACUGUUCCUAACCUAGAUGCAUGGUAUUGAAAUUAAUUUAUCUUGUUUCACCAAAUGUUUUAACUUAUUUUUUAUGCAGAAUUUGCUUAUUCUGGAAAUAAUGUUUCUCACAUUAUAUCUUCAGUUUCAAGAUAACACCUUUUGUUCUUUACGCAUCUUGGAGCCUCCUUUAGAAAUUGUAAUAGUAGCUGAGUACACCAAGAGGAGUUGCAGUGAAAUUUUCAUCCUGUGAAUUACACAUGCAGCUAUUUAAUAAUAUGGGCGUCUUCCUUAUUUUACUUGUAUUUUCAUCAAUAUUUUCUUUUUAUACCUUCCUUCCUUACUAGCUGUUAAAUCACACAGAAGGAAAAAGGCCAUUAUUUAAUGAAUGACCCCUUCGAUCACAGAUGCUGACAAAAUGAAGCCUGAAAAUUUUAAAUUGGCUGGCUACUGUUAUCCUAGCAGAACCCAUUAAAGUCACACAAGAGAGCAUAACUUAUUAUGUAGCUAAACUGUGACUUUUUCAUGCUUUCUUUGUAAACAUGACAAAUUUAUGGAUGGCAUUAGCGAUACUAAGUUGACAGAAUUAAAACCACUGUUUAUUGAUACAGUUCAGUAACUUGAUUUAAUUAGAUUCUCAGCACAUUGAUCUAAGAGGAUUUUCAAGCAGUGUUUUAUGACAUGGGUUUAAAGGAGAAUGCUGAAAUUCUCACAGAGAUGAUGAAUUGAAAUAAAUAUUUUAAUUUAUAUGUGUAUAUAUUUAACUAAGUACUUAGUGUUGCACUUUUUCACCUCUUGCACUUUUUCACAGGUAUUUGGCCACUGAAUAAGCCUAGGCUCCAUCCUUGAAUACUAGUGUUCUACAUUAACACUUGCUGUCUGAUGAUUUGAAGGGUGGACUAUGUGAUGGAUAAGGAAUGGGUUGGAAAGUCACUGCCAGGGGGUCGUGGUCAAUGGCUCUAUGUUAGGGUGGAGGCCAAUAAUAAGCAGUGUCCCUCUGGGGUCUGCCUUGAGACAGAUACUCUUUAACAUCUAUAUCAACGAUGUAGAUGAUGGUAAUGAGUGCACCCUCAGAAAAUUUGCUGAUGACACCAGGCUGAGUGGUACAAUUGGUACAGCGGAAGGAAGGUAUGCCAUUCAGAGGGGCCUUGAUAAACUCAAAAGGUGGGCCUGUUUAAUCCUAAUGAUGUUAAACAGUUUUGCACUUGGUUUGAGGUAAUCCCAGAUGUAUAUACAAACUGGGAUAAGACCUCCUUGAGUUUAGCCCUGCUGAGAAGGACUGAGGGGUCCUGGCUGAUGCGAAACUUAACAGUGUACUUGCAGCCCAGAAAGCCAUUGGUAUCCUGGGUUCCAUCAGAAGAGGAAUGGCCAGCAGGGCAAGAGAGCUGAUUGUCCCCCUCUACUCUGCCCUCA